AUGCCAGCCGGCCGCUACCAGCGCUCCGCAGCCAGUCACCCGGGGGGUGAGCGUCGAGCGCUCCGGGCGCAGCCGCCCGGCGGCAACCGGCCGAGUGCCGGACGGUUCAGCUCGCUCCCCUUCGACACGAAGCCGCGCGACCAGUCGCGGACUGCCGCGGAAGAGCUUCGGCUCGCAGCUCCCGGUAGCCUCCGGUUACCCGACGCCCCCAACGUCCCGACAUGUUUACCUGCCGACGACGAGGCCUCGAGAGACCCCCUGGCUUCUGAAGGAGACAUAGAACCAGGGGCGGCAGAGAUAUAUUUUGACAGAACACGAUUUGGGUUCUUCGCCACUGUGUCAACAGAAACAGCAAUUGCUGCCCUGGCGGGACGAGUCGGUACCGACGGGGAACUGUCGCAGUAUCGGAUGCACGAGAGCGCACCUCACAGCAACUGUAAUACUGCAGCGAGACAGAGUGUCGGGGAAAACUUUGAAUGUAGUUCGUGCUCUUCAGCUUUCACGUUAAAGCACAGCCUCGUACUCCACGUGUUCACCCACGUACCGGGUGUGCCACCUCCGGACCACAUCUGCAGAGUGUGCGGGGAGGUGUUCGACGACGCGGAGUCUCUGCUCGGACACGCGACUGCUCACGAGGACGGGCUGCGGGGGGCUCUUCGGACUUCCGGAAGAUCCGAGCCGCCUCCCGACGGACGGAAGCCCCGAAAACGUCCUCACAGCUGCGAUACGUGCGGCAAGGCCUUCCCGACGCCCCAGAGCCUGAACAUCCACGCGCGGACUCACUCCGGGGAGAGGCCGUACGACUGCGAAAUUUGCGGCAGAGCUUUCGUACAGUGGAUUCACCUGCACAACCACAAAAUUACGCACUCCGACGAGAAGCCUCACCGCUGCGAAAUCUGCGGGAGGACCUUCGGCCACUCCGACAGCCUGAAGAGGCACCUGCGGCUGCACACGGGCGAGACGCCGUACCGGUGCGACGUUUGCGGGUUGUCCUUCUCUCUCUUGGACAAACUCAAAACGCACAGGCAACUCCACACCGGAAAGAAAAAGUACAGUUGCGAAAUUUGCGGGAGCUCCUUCGCCACACCGAACAGCCUGAAGGCGCACACGCGGAGGCACACGGACGAGAGGCCUUACGGCUGCGACGUCUGCGGCGAAACCUUCAUGUGGUCUGCGACUCUCAAGAGGCACAGACUUACGCAUACGGGCGAGAAGCCCUACAGCUGCAAUCUGUGCGAGAGGCAGUUUGCCGAGCUGAACACUCUGAAGAGACACUUGCAGAGUCAUUCCGGCGAGAGGCCUUAUAGCUGCGAACUUUGCGGAGCGACGUUUUGCUACCUCAGCUCUCUCAAUGCACACGGCAGGGUGCACACGGGUGAGAAGCCGUACAGCUGCGACAUAUGCGGCAAGUGCUUUGCGGUGUCGAGUCACGUGAAACGCCACCGGCGGGUGCACGCGAACGGCCCGGAGGCGCAAAUCUCGUAAGAGCCCUUCCUCUUUCACUAAUGGCACUAGUAACGGAUACGUGCGUUUACGAAGAGACUCGAGAUAUUCUAAAUUGCUCUCGGGGCAAUGUUGUUACGUUUUGCACCGGCGAAUGGAGUUUGCGAGUUCCCAGUGUUGCCGACAGUGGCUCGGCAAUCAGAUUUUUGGCAUGUAUCCGAGAAUGUUAUUGA
Molecule: messenger RNA, 1676 nt
Organism: Schistocerca cancellata (South American locust)
Lineage: Eukaryota; Metazoa; Arthropoda; Insecta; Orthoptera; Acrididae
Product: zinc finger protein OZF-like
Exons: 4
Coding region: 1-1485 (494 amino acids)
Source: RefSeq, a predicted model, not a curated record